CAAAUCUCACCUAGCAACUAAAUAGACUCACAACGUUUAUACCCAUUGUACCUUUAGGACUGUUGUUUACGUAAGGCAGUUUUUGGGGCCAUCGAUUUAUCUAAAUUCAACAACAUGGCGACUACUAGCAGCGAUGAGGCAAAUCAAAUGAUGCCAAUUUUGGAAGAGGAAAGUGUAACCGAUGUGCAGCAUGGUGUAGAAGAAGAGAUUAGCAUAACAAAUCAAGAAAAUGAAGGGGAAACCGGUGAACAAAAAAAAGAAGAUGAAAACGAGGAUAUUGUAGAUGAAAACGAGGAUAGUGUAGACGAAAACGAGGAUAGUGUAGAUGAAAACGAGGAUAGUGUAGAUGAAGAGGCUGAAGGAGAAAGGGAACUUAAGAAAAAAGAAGACCAGGAUCCUGAUACGGACUUAGAAAUUGAAGAAGAAAAGUCAGAGUUUGAUUCCGACAUGCGAGGAAUUUAUAUGUGUGCUUGCAAACAUUUAGGUGUUGUACCCUGUUCUUAUUUCUUACGGCAUUUGAAUGAUAAAGAAUUGAAAUUGAGGCAUCACGGUCUAGGAAAACUUGGCGCCAAAGCAAUAGCCCUGCCUAUGCAGAGCAAUACAUCAACCCUUAUCCUAGAUCUUCAUGAUAAUUGGUUGGAAGCUGAAGGCGGUGACGCAAUUGCUUCGAUGUUAUUGGAGAAUUGUUACAUUUCCGAUGUUGACUUGUCCGAUAAUCGUCUAGGAAGCAAAGGUAUAGAAUCUGUCUGCAACAUGCUAAUGCAAAACACUGUAAUUCAAAAUAUAAAUUUGUCCGGAAAUGAAAUUUCAGAUCAUGAUGCUAAAAUCAUGGCGGACGCAAUAAACGAAAAUAACCGCAUCAGACAUUUAAACUUAAGUCAUAACGAAUUUUCCGAAAAAGCCGGUAGUAUCAUCGGACCAGCUGUUUCGGAAAACGAGACCAUUGACAAUUUAAAUUUAAGUUGGAAUCAUUUUAGACGCGCCAGUGCAAUAAAGCUAUGUGAGGGAAUUUCGGAAAACAUGGGCCUUCGUAAAGUCAAUUUAUCAAUGAAUGGCUUUGAUGAUGAUGUUGCGUUUGCUAUUGCUGACAUAAUUAAGAAACACCACACACUUCUAAUUCUGGACGUUAGUUAUAACAGAAUAUCAGAUCCUGGGGCAUUGGUAAUCGGAAAGGCUUUAGAGGUUAAUGAUGUGUUAAAAACAUUUAAAAUAGGACAUAACAAAUUUGGUGUUGAGGGCACGAAGGCUAUACUACAAGGGAUCAGCUCUCCUUAUUCGAUCGUUGAAGAACUUGACCUAAGUGGUGUUGAAGUUGACAAAGAAUUUUUGAAUAUGACGAAAGAAUUGGAUAAAAUACGCCCCGUCAAAGUUAUACAUGGGCCAAUCUUGUCAAAGUUUAUUAUCAAAAAGAGGAUGAGAUCCGAAAACGAUGCUCUGUAUUUUGAUGUUCCGAAGGAAACUGUCAACCCUUCAAACAUUUUAGAUCUGGUAAAUAAUUACUGUAUCAAUAACAAAGUAGAGGUGCACGAGUUCUUAGAAGGAAAGUGUGACGAGAAAAAGAAAGUGGAAAUUCCUGUGUUUUUAUCCUGUUUGAAAUCAGCUGGACUUUUACUGACCGAAGAUCAGAAUAAACUUCUCAAUAUCUUGCUUGAAGAAUGUACUGACCAAACCUCAAUUGAUGUGAGCAUGUUCUUAGAUUAAAACAUUUACGUAUUGAAAAAUACGAGAAUUUUUCA
This is a messenger RNA of Mytilus trossulus (common blue mussel), 1736 nucleotides long. RefSeq names its product leucine-rich repeat-containing protein 74A-like. NCBI's taxonomy places the organism in Eukaryota, Metazoa, Mollusca, Bivalvia, Mytilida, Mytilidae. The transcript has a single exon. Bases 115 to 1701 code for a protein of 528 amino acids. The record is from RefSeq and is a predicted model, not a curated record. Gene Ontology annotation, molecular function: protein binding.